UGUAGUCAUGGUAGCGUCGUAGCGUCACAGAUUUACAUGUGUCACAUUAUGGCACGUGCUUGUCACGCGCCUACCGUCAUGAAACUUUUCACUUCAACUUCAACUCAAAUGAACAUAGACAGCUUCGACGACGAUCCCCAUCUUUCUAGAGCGAUUGCACUCAGUCUUCAAGAAUCCAGCCAGAACGCCAGUACAAAUUCGACAACAGAAGACGAGGAAGAAGGCGAGGAGUACCAAGAACAGCUUAGACGCGCUAUGGAAGCUUCCAAUUCAGAACAUCAACCACCUAUAUCUGUAACUCAAGAUCAAGUCACCCACUCCAGUGCCACGAAGUCAUUUCUCUCUGAACGGGUUCAGCUAGAGAAGGAUCGCUUGAAACGGAUACGAAAGGCGAAAGGUCUACCAGAGGAGUCGGACGAGGAACAACCGAGCAAAGGUGUUGAAGAAGAUGAAGACGAUGAGAUACAAAUUGUAGAGCCACCACGGAAGAGGCAACGUGUUUCCUCCCCUCCGAGAACUCAGGCCGACCAUAGCUCUUACAGUUCCUCGGGCCCCUCGAUUCUAAAGGGAAAGGAACCAAGCGGGGACGAUGGUCGCGAGCGAUUUUGGAAUGGGGAAUUGCGGCCAACGGCCACAGCUGGUGUGGAACCCAGGAAAGAUGGGAAACGGACUUUCAGGUUGACCGAUAUCCUAGGCGAGAAAACCACGAUAUCAUUCGCCAUAAUCUCCACCUUCGCACUGGAGCUUCCCUGGAUAUACCAGUUCUUCGAACGAAACGUACCGGUUAUCCUCGUGGCGCAACCGGAUAGUACUGGAAGAGCUGCGAUGCAUAACGCCCUACCAGAUUGGAUCAAGACAAUGCCUUAUCUCCCAGGUGGCUUUGGAUGCAUGCAUAUGAAGUUCAUGCUCAUAUUCUACAAGACUGGUCGCCUGCGUGUCGCGAUAACAACAGCCAAUCUCGUCCCGUUUGACUGGAGGGAUAUUGAAAACGCUGCGUGGGUCCAGGACUUUCAGCCACUCGCUUCUCCUUGCACAUUCGACAGCAACAACACCAGCAGCUUCCAGUACAUGAUGAAACGCGUGUUGGACAGCGUUAAUGUACGACCUGCGUUGGCAACCCUGCUGAAACAAGGGCAUCCGAACCUCCCGAUCAAAUCCACGGAAGAGAUCUGUAUGAAAUGGGAUUGGUCGAAGGUGAGAGUACACCUUGUCCCUUCAAUAGCUGGGAAGCAUGAGGGGUGGCCGAGUGUUAUCAUGACUGGCCAUACACGACUCAUGAGAGUUGUCUUGGACCUUGGUCUCCGGACGGGCGUAGGGAUGAAGGCGAAAGACCUACAGAUUGAAUACCAGGGUUCAAGCAUUGGAACCUACAGUACUCAAUGGGUGAACGAAUGGUUCUGGUCCGCAAGAGGCGAGUCUGCUGAAGCAUGGCUUGAUGAGUCCAGGCGAAAACGGGAAAAAUUACCGUUCCCUAGUGGGAUGCAGAUCUUGUUUCCGAGUAAGGCGACAGUAGCUUCCAGUCAGUAUGGGGAGAGGGUUAGUUGUCUAUCUUGGAAAUGUCCGUUUGUUUAACUACUAGACUCGAUUUUACAGGGUGGCGGAACGAACUUCUGUACGCGGACACAGUGGCAAGGUGCCAAGUUUCCUAGACACCUGUUCCGUGAUUCGAAGAGUAAAGCUGGUCCGACUCUAAUGCAUACAAAAGUACGCCUCCCCCCCUCCAAUGUUCUUCACCGACGUUAGAUCAUCCCGCAGACCAUCGUCGCGACAUUCGCCGAUAAGUGUAAAAGCGGUUCAAACAGGGCGAGGAACGUUGAGAUCAUUGAUGUAUCGGAUGACUCCACCACGGAAGAUGAAACCGAUGGUGAGAUACAAAUCAUCGAAACCGCGAUUGGCUGGGCAUACAUGGGAUCACACAACUUUACACCAUCGGCUUGGGGAACCCUUUCGGGGUCGGGGUUUAACCCAGUUUUGAAUAUCCGAAAUUAUGAGUUAGGAAUAGUCUUUCCGCUCAAGUCAAAAGAAGAUGUCCAGAGGGCGGUGUGUUGGGAACGGCCGCCGCCGAAAUAUGUGGGCAAGGAACCAUGGAUUCAAGGGGAAUCCGAGUAUUUCCGGAAACGCUGAGAGGUUGAAAUCUCAGUAUAUCACUUUGUUGUAUACCUCGCCUUCCGGUUUAUCUAUAGUCUAUCCCGGAUACCUUAGGCUCAAUGAUAUGAUUGUCCACCUCCGACAAACCUGCGUUCAGUAUUAAGUGCAAUUCCUUGUAACUGAGACGAGGACGUUGUUAUCAAC
Molecule: messenger RNA, 2292 nt
Organism: Marasmius oreades (fairy-ring Marasmius)
Lineage: Eukaryota; Fungi; Basidiomycota; Agaricomycetes; Agaricales; Marasmiaceae
Exons: 11
Coding region: 37-1572 (511 amino acids)
Biological process (GO): double-strand break repair; single strand break repair
Cellular component (GO): nucleus
Molecular function (GO): single-stranded DNA binding; double-stranded DNA binding; 3'-tyrosyl-DNA phosphodiesterase activity
Source: RefSeq, a predicted model, not a curated record